AUGGGCGCUUCUGUAUUUCUCAUCAACGCUAUCCUCAACCUCGUUGUCUUCGUCAUCAUUGCGGUACCUUCGUCAAGCACGCUGCGCCAUGCGCUGGAUCAGGCAACUGCUCUUCCUAGCUUCAUCCUGCUACUCCUCGCUUCUGGUCUUGCUGUGCCUCUUUCGGUCGCUGAGCGCAGAAAGACGCGAGGAGGUUCUAUGCUUUUGCCUCUCUGGCUUCUGGUAUUGCUUCUCUUCAAUGCCUCUCGUAUUCGAACCUUCAACGCAGUACCUGCAGUUCGCAAUUCUCCUGUCUUCCCUAUCUAUCUCGUUUCUUUCGGCUGCUUAGGCGUUCUGCUCACCCUCGAGAAUGCCAGCGGUCUUCCCACUGCCCAGCACAACUCCACUCACGAGUCUCGCGCCGGCUUCUUCUCUCGCCUGCUGUUCGUCUGGGUAUUCCCUCUCCUCUGGUCCGGCUUUCGUUCUCCGCUGCAGCCCGUCAAUCUGCAAGCCCUCAAGCCAGAGUUUUACGGACAAUCUCUUGCCCACGAGUUCAUCGCUACCUGGACAGGUGUUUCCAUUGAGCCGCAACGUCCUUGCUCCAUGUCACAGGAACGCGACUUCGACGGCAUGAAGAACAGAAGUGACACGAGCGCAGAGCACCCCGAAAGCGAAAGAUACCCCCUCGAGAAGCUGCCUUCGUCUUGGCACGAUGACGACGGAAUGACUCCCGCCUAUGGUCACAAGAUCUUCCCUCAGAGAGUUGUACAGCGAAGCUUGCUGAGUGCAACACUUCGUGCCUUUCCCCGAUCUGCACUGGCUCCUAUGCCAUGGAAGUUGUUGCUGACUGCAUGUCAGCUUGCACAGCCCUUCUUGGUCUCGACUACGCUCGCCUUUGUCCAGUCUUACGCAGAUAGCGACGAGGACCAAGCUCACGACACAGCACAACCCGUUGUUUACGGCUGGGGGUUGGUGGGCGCCUACGCCUUUAUCUAUCUCGGCAUGGCCCUUUCAGAGGGUCAAUUUUGGCACACCUCGUCGCAACUCAUGGCCAAAGUGCGUGGUGCCUAUGUGGAAGCCAUCUACCGCAAAAGUCUCGAUCUCCACGCGCGGGUUGCCCAGACCAGUGGCGGUGGCAAAGCCGCCAAUCUGAUGAGCGUAGACACCGAACGCAUCGUUGAUGCUAUUGAUGUCAUUCAUGAAAUCUGGAGCGGAUGCAUUACAAUCGCUGUUGGCAUUUAUCUACUGUACGCUCAGCUCGGUCUCGUCUUUCUGGCUUCCAUCGUGAGUGUCGUAAUCUGCUUCCUCUUGACUCCCUUUACUAGUCGAGGAAUGGGCACAAAGCAAGGCAAAUGGAGUGCAUCCACGGACGAACGAGUCGAUCUCACCACUAGCAUCAUCUCGGACAUUAAAGGGGCCAAGCUUUCGGCCUACGAGGAUGUUCUCCAUGCAAAAGUCUGCAAAGCCCGCGCCAAGGAGCUCUCUGCACGCAGCACGUUGAUGAAGCAGGUCACGGGAGUCAUCACCUUCACCAACUCUGCUGGCGAAAUGAUGGGCUUUUUCACCUUUGUCACUCUCAUCGUCGUCGACAGACUGUCUGGAUCGAACCGAUUCGAUCUGAAUACCGUCUUUACCACCUUGACCAUCUUCCAACUCAUCCGAAGGCCACUGUUUCAGCUCGGACAGCAAUACGCCUCUCUUCUACAGGCGCGGUCCAGCAUGGAACGUAUCCAAACCUUCCUCACCAGCGAGGUAAAACCCGAUGUCCGGUCUGCCAUAGGCGAAGUCAUGAAUGCUGGCUCUGCUGCUCCGACUGGAAGCGAUGGCCAAGAACUUCGUCAUGCCGCCAUUUUCAAAAACGCAAGCUUGGGCUGGGCCGAGGAAACUGUGCUCGCCGACGUCAAUAUCGAAAUCCCUGCUGGCAAGCUGACAAUGGUCUGCGGCCAGCUGGGUCAAGGAAAAUCAACCUUGCUACUAGCCUUGCUCGGGGAAUGCGAUCUGCUAGCGGGGGAACAGCAGCUGCCAUUGUUGGCGACACGUAUUGCCUAUGUCAGCCAAGACAUAUGGCUGCAGGAGAAAUGUUCCAUUCGCGACAAUAUUGUCUUUGCCACUGGCGAUUAUAACGAGGACCUUUACUUGCAAGCACUUCGAGCAUGUGCCCUUACAGAAGACAUCGAAAGACUGCCCGAAGGCGAUGCAACACAUGUUGAUGCGCUGAGCGGCGGGCAGCGUCAAAGAGUUGCCGUAGCUCGUGCUGUGUAUAGCGGUGCCGAAGCAUAUGUCCUCGACGACAUCACUAGCGCUUUGGAUGCCGAGACGGCUGCUCAUAUGUGGCGUGCUCUUAUGGGACCUUCCGGUCUUUUGAAGGGCAAAACAACCGUGAUGGCCACAAAUGCUAUCCAUCUGCUUCAUCAUGCCCAGUUGGUCAUUCGCAUCGAUGCAGGCAAAAUUGCAGAGGCGGGUAGAUAUGAAACGCUCUCGCUGAAAGGCAAAGACUCUAUGUCUCGCCACAGCCUGGAGUCACAACGGGUUCUUGCCCCCGAGGGCGAGAGUGCCUUGCAGCCAGGCUCGAACGAUGAUCACGAAGACAUCCUCACCGGCUCCGUCGGUCUCAAGACGUACGAAACGUGGCUGAAUGCCGCUGGCCGCGGCAAAGUCGUUGUUUUCCUCAUUUUUUGCGUCCUCACGACCGGCACCCUCCUAGGCACACCGUACUACCUACAGGCGUGGGCUCAAGCCCAGCAAGAACAUCGUUUCCGCGACUGGGUUGCUUGGACAGUAGGCUAUCUCCUCCUGCCGCCUGCAGCCGCAGCUUUCCUUGCCACGGGAUUUUGGAUCUUCUGUGUCAACUGUGCCGAAUCGGCAGGGAAUCGUCUCCAUGAUGCCCAACUCAAGGCCGUCUUGUCGGCGCCCAUCUCGUUCUUCACCCAGUGGACCACAGGGCAAGUCAUCAAUCGUUUCUCUCAAGAUCUUUUCCACAUUGACCAGACGUUUGUCUUUGCGAUCAUCAAUACAGUCGGUGUUCUCAUGAUGUUGCUCGGUUCCCUGGUCACAAUGAUCGUCGCGACGCCGUACCUUGCCGUCUUGGUGAUGGUGCUGUUUGUCGCUUCCUGGGCGAUACAACGCCUCUACCUUCCCUCUAGUCGUCAGCUGCGCAGGCUAGAGAUGGCAACCAAAAGCCCGCUGUACUCCGCCUUUGCCGAGACGUCUGUGCCGGCAGGCUUAGCCACGGUGCGCGCACUCCAGCGCGAUAAAGCCUUGUUAGAGCGCAACACGGCAUUGCUCAAUGCCUCUCAGAGGCCCUACUAUCAUCUCUUCACCGUCCGCAGAUGGCUUCAGGUUUGGCUUCUUCUUCUCACCACGAUCACAAACAUCGCCUUGGUUCUACUGGCGGUCGUGUUACGCCAUUCAUCGCACGCAGGAGUGCUCGGUGUUGCACUGGUACAGGCAACCUCAUUGGGCGCUUCGCUGAAUCAAUUCAUCGUCAACCUUACCGAAGUUGAAAUCGCCGGCGUCGCCCUCGAACGUGUCCGCGAAUUCUGCCUUGUCGAGCCUGAAGAACGCUCCGCCGCUGGCGAGAAGCUGCCUAACGCUAAACAGGAGGACGAGUUGACGAUCGAGGGAAAGGUAAGCUUCAACAAAGUCUCGGUCUCCUACGGCGCAAAUCUCAAGCCCGCCCUGCACGAGCUCAGUUUUGAGCUAUCGGCAGGGAAUCGGCUGGGUAUCGUUGGCCGGAGCGGGUCCGGAAAGAGUACUGUGCUUAUGGCACUAUUUAGGAUGAUCUCGAUGCGAGCCGGCACGAUCCUGCUCGAUGGAGUUGACAUUUCGCAGAUACCCAUGAAGAAACUCCGGUCUGCUAUGACUAUCAUCCCGCAGACGCCUCUUCUGCUUGCCGCCAGCAUCCGCGAGAACCUGGAUCCAGACCUAAAGUGCUCGGACGAUGAAAUUUGGUCGGCGCUCCACGCCUGUCACCUGACCGAGUUUGUGAAGAAACAGCCAAAUCAGCUCGAACAGCUCCUGCUGACAGGAGACACAUAUAUCAGUACGGGUCAGAGACAACUCCUGGCGUUGGCACGAGCAUUACUGCGGAAGAGAAAGAUCCUUGUUCUCGACGAAGCCACGAGCGCAAUGGAUGUCGAAACGGAAAAGACGGUGCAAGCUGUGCUGGCAACGAAAUUUGCCAACUGCACUGUGAUUGCGGUCGCUCAUCGAAUCGCCACCGUCAUCGCAUUCGAUCAGAUCAUCUGUAUGGCCAACGGUCAAGUUGUCGAGUCAGGAGCCCCACACGAGCUCCUCCGAGCCCGGGGCGAGUUCUGGGCUCUGGCUGCCGAGCAGAAGUGCGUGUAG
Sporisorium graminicola is the source of this 4326-nucleotide messenger RNA. RefSeq lists its product as uncharacterized. Gene Ontology annotation, cellular component: membrane. The record is from RefSeq and is a predicted model, not a curated record. The transcript has a single exon. Gene Ontology annotation, molecular function: ABC-type transporter activity; ATP hydrolysis activity; ATP binding. Lineage: Eukaryota; Fungi; Basidiomycota; Ustilaginomycetes; Ustilaginales; Ustilaginaceae. Gene Ontology annotation, biological process: transmembrane transport. Bases 1 to 4326 code for a protein of 1441 amino acids.